AUGUCCACUGCUCCCCGACAGCGUGGCUUCGUCGCCCGCACAUUCUCCGACAUCUCCAAUGCUUUCGUCGCCGGCGUGGCGAGGCUCGACAAGUCCCUCUCCCCCUCCGUCACUAUCCAGCGACUGCGGGCGCACACCUUCACGAUCUCCGACAGCGUCUACGUCUUCCACAUCGCCCUCGCCACGCUGUGGUUGACGCUAAUGCAGAUGCCGCCAUUUCCCUACAAGCUCAUAAUCCCAAUAUUGUACGCCAUCGCUCUGCUGGUGCCGCUGACGAGCCAGUUCUUCAUCCCUGCGACACCAGUAUUCGCCUGGCUGCUCACCUUCUACUCAUCGCGGUUCACGCCAACGAGUUGGCGGCCAGCAGUGUCGGUAUCACUACUUCCAACGCUCGAGUCCGUGUUGUACGGCGCCAACAUAUCCGACAUCCUCACCCGCUUCACCCACCCGGUGCUCGAUAUCGUCGCAUGGUUUCCGUACGGCGUCGUCCAUUUCACCUUCCCCUUCGUCGUAGCCGCUUUCCUGUGGCUGUUUCGCCGCAAGGAUAUGCUGCACCUGUGGGCCCGCACGUUCGGGUAUAUGAACCUCGCGGGAGUGCUGAUCCAGCUCGUACUGCCGUGCUCGCCGCCGUGGUACGAGCUCAUCCACGGGCUGACGCCGGCCAACUAUGGCAUGAAGGGCUCGCCAGGCGGGCUCGCGCGCAUCGAUGCUCUAUUCCACUCACAGGGGUACACGAUCGGGUUCACCAACUCGCCGCUCGUGUUCGGCGCCUUUCCGUCCCUCCAUGCGGGCAACGCGACGCUCGAAGCCCUCUUCCUCUCCCACUUCUUCCCGCAAACAACACGCUACGUCUGGGCGUACGCCGGCGUCCUGUACUGGGCGACGAUGUACCUCACCCACCAUUACCUUAUCGACGUCGUUGGCGGCGCCUGCCUCGCCAUCGCAAGCUUCUACUUCUUCCUUCCCGACGAGCUACGCGGGCCCGCAGCACUUACACCCCCACCCAAUCUUAACACUGGCACGAGGAGCAAGUACGACGUUUACGACCUAGAAGACCCUGGACGUGGUGGGAUGAUGCUCUCGGCACGUGAGUUUGACGCCGUCAGCGAGCCGAGCUCAGACGAUGAAGAGGUGGAUAUCACGUAUCGCUCGCCCGUACCGGGUGCGACGUCCUUCCCGCCGUUAGUGCACGAUGCACCUACUGGCAAGAAGCCGAAUGGAACAGCACCAUCAAGAGGAAGGGGUGGCCACCGACAUACUGCCUCGAUUGCCAGCCUCAUUCGUGGCGAUCAGAGAGGGCCGGAGGAUGGCUGGAGCCCAGUUGCAGGUUCAUUCCCCGCCGGGGUUGGGAGAGGCAGGUCUGACUGA
Molecule: messenger RNA, 1368 nt
Organism: Cyclocybe aegerita
Lineage: Eukaryota; Fungi; Basidiomycota; Agaricomycetes; Agaricales; Hemipholiotaceae
Source: the annotation of a GenBank genome assembly